GUGUUGUGAGUCUGCCAACCCCACUGUAAGCAGUGCUCAUUGGCAGUGCAAGAUAAGGCCUCUGCUUGGACUUGUGAUGAUGGAGAUGGUAGAUCAGUUGGAGGUGGAGGAUAUCAGUCCCGCCCUUGAGGCCACAGAGGACUAUUUGCGUUGCCUGGACGCCAAUCAGGGAAGACCACCCAAACUUCAGGAGGUGUCUGCCCUGGGGAAGCUCAGUUCUAGUGGGGUAUGGGGACUUCUUGCUGGUGAACAACCUGAGGUGUCCCCUCACAGCCUGGCUUGGGCUGAUCAGACAGCCUCAGUAAGUGUACUAGGCCUGAGGCAUGGUAAGAGGAGCAGGGCUCGCUCCACCAAUGACCUGGCUGCUCACACCAAGGAGACGAACUCCACCGCUACGUCGAACGGCGGCUUUAAGCGGGGGCAUAACCGAUCGCGCUCGGAUGUUAACUAUCGUACGUACACGGAUAAUGGUUUACCAGCCAUCGAUAAGAACACGCUGAAGAACAUGGUCCUGAACGACCAGAGAGAAGGACACAAGGUAAGCAGCCCCAGUCUGGUGAAGCAUGGCAUCCUGGAACAGAGAGAGGGUCCGUGGGGCCGCUGGAGCACCUGCCACGUGGAGCUCACGCCCUGCGAGUUGCGCCUCUACAGCUUGGACAGCAGUGGCAACCGACAGCUUUGUACUGCCCUCUCUCUCUCGCACUGCCAGGGGGUGUCUCCCCCACAACCCCAGGAUGGCCGCGUGUUGCAGGCCCUCUUUUUCAAUAGCACUCGGUUGCAGUUGCGUGCUCCGUGCCAGUGGGAGGCGCUAGAGUGGCGACGUCUCCUGUGGGAGCGAGUGUUGGCUGUUCGUCCGGCCCAUCAGCAAGGAGAGCCGCCUCCCAACGCCGCUGCGCCAAGCCCCCGUGAGCCAGACCCGGACGCCGCCUCUGUGCCUCCGUCCCGUCCGCCGGUCAGACCCACAGCCCUGCCGCUGUUCACCCAACACUGCACCGACGUGCUGAAAGUCGGCCUGCUCCAUCAGCUGAGCGACCUUAACAACUGGCGCGCGUUCACGUUCGUGCUAAGCCGCACUGAACUAAGGGCAUUCCCGACCGAGGGCCGGGGCCCGGUGUCUGAACCUGUCCUUCGCUAUGUCCUGGCGUCCUGCCUAGCCGUGCAGCGCGACGAGGCUGAGGGGGAUGCCUGUGCACGUUUCCAAGCUGUCUUCCCUGAUGAGGUGUUACGUCUGCGGGCAGAGAGCGAACCUAAGGCCCAGGACUGGGUGGAGGCUCUGCGCACAGCUGUAGCGGUUCAGAGGCCCCAGGGUGGGGAGAACGGGCCUCCUGCCGUGCUAAUGAGGAGCAGACCAUGCCGAGAGCACAGGCACAGGGAGGCCCAGAAGGCCAAGCGGCAGUCAGUCACCACCAGUUUCCUCAGUAUCCUCACCUGCCUGGCCGUGGAGAAGGGUCUGACUGCCCAGAGCUUCAGGUGUGCAGGUUGUCAAAGGCCAAUCGGUUUGUCGCGCGGCAAGGCAAAGGUGUGCUGUUACAGCGGUUGGUACUACUGCCAGAACUGCCACCAGGACAACCUCUUUCUGAUCCCCGCUCGCCUACUGCACAACUGGGACACAAACAAACAUAAGGUGUCAAAGCAGGCGAAGGAGUUCCUGGAGUUUGUGUAUGAGGAGCCCCUGUUGGACAUCCAGCAGCUGAACAUGUGUUUGUAUGAGCACUGUGAGGCUUUAGCCGCGGUGCUCAAACUGCGGCAGCAGCUCCAGUCACUCAGAGCCUACCUCUUCAACUGCCGUGCCACCGUGGCCGAAGACCUCCGACGCCGAAUUUUCCCAAGGGAAUACCUACUGCAACAUGUUCACCUCUACUCUCUGGCUGACCUUCAGCAGGUGAUAGAUGGAAAACUAGCUCCGUUCCUGUCCAAGGUGAUCAAGUUUGCAAGCUCACAUGUCUACAGCUGCAGCCUGUGUAGGGAGAAAGGCUUCAUCUGUGAGCUUUGUCAGAACGGCCAGGUCAUCUACCCGUUCCAGGAGAACGCCACCAAGAGGUGUGAAGGAUGUGGAGCUGUUUUUCACGCAGAGUGCCGGAUGCGGGCCCAGCCGUGUCCACGCUGUGUGCGCAGGGAACUGCACAAGAAGCCUUCAUCCUUCUGGAAAAGACACAACCCCCACGACAGUCCCGACGACGGGGUCCUCGGCUGCUUCGAGCUGGACACCUGA
Molecule: messenger RNA, 2212 nt
Organism: Chanos chanos (milkfish)
Lineage: Eukaryota; Metazoa; Chordata; Actinopteri; Gonorynchiformes; Chanidae
Gene: plekhm3
Product: pleckstrin homology domain containing, family M, member 3
Exons: 7
Coding region: 77-2212 (711 amino acids)
Source: RefSeq, a predicted model, not a curated record